Molecule: messenger RNA, 987 nt
Organism: Colletotrichum lupini
Lineage: Eukaryota; Fungi; Ascomycota; Sordariomycetes; Glomerellales; Glomerellaceae
Exons: 6
Coding region: 1-987 (328 amino acids)
Source: RefSeq, a predicted model, not a curated record
AUGUUUACUGUCCUACAGAGGAAUGAGCGCAAACAGCAAAACAGGGGUUUUGGGGGCCAGAUGCGGCGUUAUCUGGAGGCUCGGGACGAGAUGGGGUGGGCUUCGGCUACUGCUUCCACUGGCGAUCAGGAUACGUUGUUUUGCAAACGCACAGAGACUCGCGGGAACUUGAUCCUUGCGACUCCUCACAAUGCUAAAAAGUUCAUUUGUCAAUAUCCUUCAUUGUACGACCGCAAAGGCCGCAUUUACUACCUACACCGAGCCCAGCUUACCGCCCAGUUCGAUUUUAUGACGUCAAAGAAAUGGCCUUUGGCGGAGAAUUCGGCCUUGUCAAAAUUUGUCCCCACUUCCAACAGACAGGACCAUUCGAACUGGGGAUCCCUGAAUCGCGGCAUCGCAUUCUUUUCCAGCGCUGGAGCGGAGGAAACCCGAGUUUUUGAGGCUGAACUGCUGAAGCCUCAAAGAGCGCAUCCAGCUCAUGCGACGGAGUAUAUUCCGUCACCCCUGAGCUUUGCCACCCCGAAGCAUCACCUACCUGUUGGACCCCCAAAAGCUGCCCUGUUUUCGGCAGAGACACUCGCUUCCGAUCAAGUUGGGGAAGUUAGAAUCUGUCUCGGAGAAGAGGGGUUGGGGAACAAACGCCGUGGAAUGUUCGGCGACGAUAGAGCGCGUGGGCGAAUGGGAUGCUUAGUGUGGCUUAAUUCUUUCUUCCGGAAGUGUACUGUAUUCCCGUCUCUUCGAAACGCCUCAGCAUGGCGCAUGUUCGGGCUGGGACUUGGGUCUCGUUCAACCGUUCAGCCCAUAUGUGCCCGGGACCCGGGAUUGCCAGACAAGGAGCUCCAUUCGGAAGAAUCCAUCCAUCCACAACUAGCCUCGGGACGCCUAGGUAAUCACGAUGAGAGAUAUGCCAGGACACCGUCGUAUCGGAGCUCCAACUUGGCAACCACCUCAGGUACCUCUGCUCUAGUGGGCAAGGGAAACCCCUGA